Molecule: messenger RNA, 452 nt
Organism: Phascolarctos cinereus (koala)
Lineage: Eukaryota; Metazoa; Chordata; Mammalia; Diprotodontia; Phascolarctidae
Source: RefSeq, a predicted model, not a curated record
GGUUCAGGAUGAGUCUCCUGCUGCCCAAGCUUGCAUCCAAAAAAGGCCAGGCAAUAAAAAGUACUGCAGAAAAGGUUUUGGUUCUCAGAUUUGGAAGAGAUGAGGAUCCUGUCCAACUGCAGAUAGAUGACAUCCUUUCUAAGACUUAUCAUGACUUAAGUAAAAUAGCUAUGAUAUAUCUGGUGGAUAUGGACCAAACACCAAUUUACGCCCAGUAUUUUGACGUUAGUUAUAUUCCAUCUACUGUCUUUUUCUUCAAUGGACAGCAUAUGAAAGUGGAUUAUGGGUCUCCAGAUCACACUAAGUUUGUGGGAAGUUUCAAAACUAAACAGGACUUCAUAAACUUGGUUGAAGUAAUCUAUCGAGGAGCAAUUCAAGGAAAACUUAUCAUCCAAAGUCCAACUGAUCCCAAGAACAUUCCUAAAUAUGACCUUCUUUAUCAAGGCAUUUAA